Molecule: messenger RNA, 3869 nt
Organism: Carassius carassius (crucian carp)
Lineage: Eukaryota; Metazoa; Chordata; Actinopteri; Cypriniformes; Cyprinidae
Product: NACHT, LRR and PYD domains-containing protein 12-like
Exons: 11
Coding region: 244-3321 (1025 amino acids)
Molecular function (GO): protein binding
Source: RefSeq, a predicted model, not a curated record
UCAUAUUUACUCUGAAGGGCGAAGAAGUUCUUUGAUAUGUGUUUGAUAUUUUAGUUUAAGCAAAUGAACGAGGAUUCAUUGGUGUUUGGUGCUGUCUGUGGUUUAUUUGAGCAGUUGUUAACACAUGACUGUCGCUAUUGUGUAUCAGUGAACUCAUGAUCUGUUUCUCUCAGGAUCCGUUCAGAUUGUGUUUGUUUGUCAUUUCAUUCAGAAUCAGUGCUGGACAUCAGAUUCUGUUUCAUCAUGGAAGACACACUAACACCCACAGAUGAAGAGUUUUCUCCAGGAUGCAGUUCAGUUGAUCAGAAGAGAUCAGAAGCUGAGUCCAGCUGUGUGUCUCUGAGGAGUGAUGCGUCUAUGGACCAUCCAAUGCAUUUUAAGAGUCGAGAUACACAGACUGAUCUCAGCUCCAUUCAUAAGAAGAGAUCAGAGUCCAGCUGUGUGUCUAUGAGGAGUGACACAUCAUUAGAUUAUAAGUGUGAAGAAACAAAGACUGAUCCCAGCCAUGAAGUCCUGAACACGUUCAGAUCAAAUCUGCUGAAGAAGUUUGAGCGUCUGAAUGAGGGAACAGGGACGCAGAGAAACCCAACACUCCUGAAUGAGAUCUACACAGAGCUCUACAUCACAGAGAGUGAGAGUGGAGAGAUCAGUAAUGAGCAUGAGGUGAGACAGAUUGAGACACAAUCCAGGAGAGCAGCAACAGAGGACACAGCCAUUAAAUGCAGUGACAUCUUUAGACCUUUACCUGGACAAGACAAAGCCAUCAGAACUGUGCUGACAAAGGGAGUCGCUGGCAUUGGAAAAACAGUCUCUGUGCAGAAGUUGAUCCUGGACUGGGCUGAAGGGAAAGAGAAUCAGGACGUCCAGCUCAUAUUUCCUCUUCCUUUCAGAGAAAUCAACUUGAUGAAGGACAAAACACUCAGUCUUUUAGAUCUUCUUCAUGUGUUUUUCUCUGAAACUAAAGAAAUGGAAAUAUCCAGUGAUGAAUAUAAAGUGUUGUUCAUCUUUGAUGGUCUGGAUGAGUGUCGUCUGUCUCUGGACUUUCAGUGUAAAGUGAAACUGUGUAAUAUAUCUGAAUCAGCCUCAGUAGACGUGCUGCUGAUGAACCUCAUUGUGGGGAAUCUGCUUCCCUCUGCUCUCAUCUGGAUCACCUCCAGACCAGCAGCAGCUGAUCUCAUCCCCUCUGAGUGUGUCCAUCGAGUGACAGAGGUACGAGGCUUCAAUGAUCCACAGAAGGAGGAAUACUUCAGGAAGAGAAUCAGUGAUCAGAGUCUGGCCGACAGGAUCAUCUCACACCUGAAGUCAUCAAGGAGCCUCUACAUCAUGUGCCGCAUCCCAGUCUUCUGCUGGAUCUCAGCCGCUGUUCUGGAGAAGAUGUUGAGUCAAGCAGAGAGUGGAGAGAUUCCCAAGACUCUCACUCAGAUGUACACACACUUCCUGAUCCUUCAGACCAACAUCAAACAUGAGAAGGACUAUGAGAAGAAGAUUACAGAUGAAGACAUGAUCCUCAAACUGGGGAAAUUGGCUUUUGAACAUCUUCUGAAAGGAAAUCUGAUCUUCUAUGAGGAAGAUCUGAGAGAGUGUGGCAUUGAUGUGAGAGAAGCAUCAGUGUACUCAGGAUUGUGCACUCAGAUCUUCAGAGAGGAGUUGGGCUUGUAUCAGGGGAAAGUCUUCAGCUUUGUUCAUCUGAGCAUUCAGGAACAUCUAGCAGCUCUAUAUGUGCACCUCUCUUGUACAAACAACAACAGAAAUGUGUUUAAGCCAACCACCAAACAGUCUAAAGUAAAAGACUCAAUUCGACUUUCAUUAUCUGUGCUGCAUCAGAGAGCUGUGAAUGAGGCUCUAAAGAGUAAAAAUGGACAUCUGGAUCUUUUCCUGCGGUUCCUUCUGGGUUUGUCAGUGGAGUCUCAUCAGAUUCUUCUACAAGAACUAAUGAAACAGACGAGAAGCAGAUCUGACAGCAAUGAGAAAACAGUUGAGUACAUCAAGAUAAGGAUCAGGUUCAUUAACUCUCCAGAGAAAUCCAUCAAUCUGUUCCACUGUCUGAAUGAACUGGGUGAUCAUUCACUAGUGGAGGAAAUACAACAGUAUCUGAAAUCUGGAACAAUAAAGGAAGCCAAACUCUCUUCAUCUCAGUGGUCAGCUGUAGGUUAUGUAUUGUUGACAUCAGAGGAAAAGCUGGACAUGUUUGAUAUUAAUGAAUUUGUUGGAGAAAAUAAAGCUGAAAAACAAAAUGUUCUUCAGAAGCUGCUGCCUGUGAUUAAAGUUCAUAUGAGUGAUUGUGGCAUGACAGAUAAAGAUUGUGCUGCUCUGACUUCAGUUCUGAGAUCAAACCCCUCACAGCUGAGAAAUCUGGAUCUGUCUAAUAAAGCAAUCAGAGAUUCAGGAGUGAAGCUUCUCUCUGUUGUUCUGGCAGAUCCUCGGUGUAAACUGGAGGCACUGAGGUUGAGUGAUUGUGGCAUCACAGAUGAAGGUUGUGCUGCUCUGUCUUCAGCUCUGAGAUCAAACCCCUCACACCUGAGAGAACUGGAUCUGUCUGUGAAUAAUCUAGAAGACUCUGGAGUCACACUGCUGUCUGCUGUACUGGAGGAUCCUCACUGUAAACUGGAGAAACUGGGGUUGUGGGGUUGUCACGUCACAGAUGAAGGUUGUGCUGCUCUGUGUUCAGCUCUGAGAUCAAACCCCUCACACCUGACACUUCUGGAUCUGUCUGUGAAUAAUCUAGAAGACUCUGGAGUCACACUGCUGUCUGCUGUACUGGAGGAUCCUCGCUGUAAACUGGAGAAACUGGGGUUGUGGGAUUGUGGUGUCACAGAUGAAGGUUGUGCUGCUCUGUGUUCAGCUCUGAGAUCAAACCCCUCACACCUGACACUUCUGGAUCUGUCUGUGAAUAAACUAGAAGACUCUGGAGUCACACUGCUGUCUGCUGUACUGGAGGAUCCUCACUGUAAACUGGAGAAACUGUGGUUGAGAGUUUGUGGUGUCACAGAUGAAGGUUGUGCUGCUCUGUGUUCAGCUCUGAGAUCAAACCCCUCACACCUGACACUUCUGGAUCUGUCUGUGAAUAAACUAGAAGACUCUGGAGUCACGCUGCUGUCUGCUGUACUGGAGGAUCCUCACUGUAAACUGGAGACACUGUGGUUGAGAUAUUGUGGUGUCACAGAUGAAGGUUGUGCUGCUCUGUCUUCAGCUCUGAGAUCAAACCCCUCACACCUGAGACACCUGAAUCUGUCUGGGAAUAAACUAAAAGACUCUGAUGUGAAGUUGCUCUCUGAUCUGAGGGAUGAUCCACUUCAUAAACUGACGACAUUAGACUAUUGACUCUUAGUAUUGAGACAUCAGUUCAGUUUCCUCAGGAUCAGCUGAUGGUGAAUAAGAGACGUCACAGUCACACAAUCACAGAGACUGAAGACACAGAGACACACAGAUCACAGAGACCGAAGACGCAGAGACACACGGCAUCAUUAAAUCAUUACUGUAAUGAUUUCAGUGUAAAAUAAUUAUUAUUCACAUAUUUUUGUUAUGAUUAUUAUUAAAAUUUCCACUUAAAUCUUCACUUUUUGUAUUCAUUUUUUGCUUCUUCCUCCUGCACACAGUUAUUUACUAAUGGCUGUGUUGACACAUAAUUAUUUAUUUUAUGGAGAGGUUACGACUUUCAGUGUGAUUUUACAAUCUGAUAAAGUUCUUAAAUGUUUUAAAAAGUCUGUUUUUCUAAUGAUCAACAAUUCAGUGUCUCUGAAUAAUGUUCCACAUUCACCAUCAUUAACAAUGAGUGAGAUUUUGAUAAGAUGAUAAAUUUACAACAAAAUGAUACACAAUUUACUGACAAAUAAUACAUUUACAAAACAAUGCAGUAGGAAUGGAGUGUG